This is a messenger RNA of Chondrus crispus (carragheen), 264 nucleotides long. Its product is annotated as acyl coenzyme A diacylglycerol acyltransferase. Gene Ontology annotation, cellular component: endoplasmic reticulum membrane. Bases 1 to 264 code for a protein of 87 amino acids. The record is from RefSeq and is a predicted model, not a curated record. Lineage: Eukaryota; Rhodophyta; Florideophyceae; Gigartinales; Gigartinaceae. The transcript has a single exon.
AUGUCGUCCGGCUUCCGGUCCAACGUCAUCUACAAGCCCGUCGUGUACCCGCGCAACGUCACCUUGGGCAACUACCUCUACUUUGUCGUCGCACUGACGUUUGUGUACGAGACGUCCUUCCCGCGCACGACCCAGAUCCGCAAGAUGUACGUCGCGUGGCACUCGCUGCAGGCGUGCGCGUGCGCGGCCGUGCAGUACGUCCUGCUCAUGCAGUUCUACAUCCCGACGCUGCGCAACUCGGUGCCGCCGCAGCGCAACCUCUGA